Arabis nemorensis is the source of this 570-nucleotide messenger RNA. NCBI's taxonomy places the organism in Eukaryota, Viridiplantae, Streptophyta, Magnoliopsida, Brassicales, Brassicaceae. The record is from the annotation of a GenBank genome assembly.
AUGGGUAAUACGAAAGUAAUUGCAGCUGUUUAUGGUCCAAGAGAGAUUCAAAACAAGAGCCAACAACAAAAGCAUGAUCGUGCAUUGGUGUUGUGUGAGUAUAGUAUGGCUCAGUUUAGUACUGGUGAUCGUAGAAGACAGAAACAAGACAGGCGAACAACAGAGCUAUCGUUAGUCAUCCGUCAGACAAUGGAAGCGUGCAUAUUAACGGAAUUGAUGCCUCAUUCUCAGAUUGUUUCUUUUAUUAUGCAUAUUGAUAUUUUCCUUCAAGUUCUACAAGCUGAUGGAGGAACACGAUCAGCGUGUAUCAAUGCCGCGACUCUAGCUCUUGCAGACGCUGGAAUUCCAAUGCGUGACCUUGCUGUCUCCUGUAGUGCUGGAUACUUAAACAGUACUCCUCUUCUCGAGUUAAGAGCUAAUGAAAUUUCCAUAUCAGAUCUUAACUAUGUCGAAGAUAGCGCUGGAGGAGCUGAUGUGACUGUCGGUAUUCUACCUAAAACAGACAAAGUUACACUCCUUCAGGUACUUGAAGAAAACACCAAACAGCUAGAGUAUCGUCGAGCUGCAUAA